Messenger RNA from Hydra vulgaris (swiftwater hydra), 845 nucleotides. The record is from RefSeq and is a predicted model, not a curated record. NCBI's taxonomy places the organism in Eukaryota, Metazoa, Cnidaria, Hydrozoa, Anthoathecata, Hydridae.
GUUUUUCUCCAUGAAAACUUCAUCAAGAGGAUCAACGACAAGGAUUAAAGAAGGCUUCAAACACGUUUCAUAUUUUCAAAAAUUGAAUUAUUUAGAGUAAGGUUUGCAAUAAAUUUCUUUGCAGAAAACAGGAUGUAUUGUGAGAAAAAAAAAAGCGAAAAAGUGUUUCAUGAAGUUCAUAACUCAUAUUGAAGUGAAACAAGCAGAAAAAAGGUCUCAAAAAAAAAUCUAAAAGUUCAAAAUGCGUUUAUCUUUCUAUUUAAGAUUAUUAUUUUUGUUAUUUUCAAUCACACUUUGUUCUUGUUUGAAAUGCUAUACGUGUACUUCAAGCUCUGCAAAAAACUGCUACUUGAAACAGAGGUUUGAACAUUGCGAAGAGAACAAAAAUACUUGUUUAACAAUUUAUCAUACUGACGUAAUUCACUCUGGUAACAAAACUUUAGUUAAAUCACGUUUCCUAAAGUCAUGUGUGGAAACCACUCGUAACUGUAAUACUGAUUAUUGCCGCCCAUUUGCAGAUAGCAAAUACUGCAGGGCUUAUUGCUGCAAUCGAGAGGGAUGCAAUAAAUUUGAUGACCCUGUCGUUAUAAGUGCAAAGUAUACAAGUUACGGAGAGAUUUUGCUACCAUUUUAUUCGUUGAUACAAAUUGUUGUUGUUAUUCAAUAUUUAUAACAUUUUGCAUACAACAAAAUAUAAUCGCUAUACAAUGAAACAGAAGUGCUUAUUAGAAGUUUUAUAUACUUUCGGAGAAAAAGUACUAAUCUGCUUUUAGCGGCAUAAACAAUUUUUUUUUGUUUAUUUAACAUUUUUAUAUAGUUUGUAAAUCCUGUAAUUGAAGAAAAUU